This is a messenger RNA of Pseudophryne corroboree (corroboree frog), 2306 nucleotides long. RefSeq names its product solute carrier family 25 member 53 (gene SLC25A53). Lineage: Eukaryota; Metazoa; Chordata; Amphibia; Anura; Myobatrachidae. Gene Ontology annotation, cellular component: mitochondrion. Gene Ontology annotation, molecular function: NAD transmembrane transporter activity. The coding region runs from base 1 to 846 and encodes 281 amino acids. The transcript has a single exon. The record is from RefSeq and is a predicted model, not a curated record.
AUGGAAAAUAAAGAUACUACAAGAUGGGGCUACUGGAGUAGUCGGGGUUAUUUAGUGGGUGCAACCUCCACCUUUCUGUCCACAGUUUUUACUUUUCCCAUUUACAAGACAAUUUUUCGACAGCAGCUUCACACAUUGACCAUUCAGGAUGCCACACUUCAGUUAAGCAGAGAAGGUAUUAAACACCUGUACCGUGGCCUUGUACCUCCUCUCAUGGCAAAAACUGUACAAGGAACCUUGCUUUUCGGCACCCAGGGGAGCUUCCAACAUUUUUUCUCUAGGGGAAGAAUAACCGGAGUGGAAUCUUGUGUUCUUUCUGGAUUUUUAUCUGGGGCAAUAGAAGCCACCCUUCUUGUACCAUUUGAAAGGAUACAGAACAUUCUGCAAGAUAGCCGUAACAAUGCUCGAUUUCCAAGUGCCAGCUCCAUCUUGCAUGAGUUCCAGACCUACAGCAAAAGACAAUAUCUAACAAUUGGAGUUUACAGAGGCUUCACUAUAAUACUAGUCAGAAAUAUGUUGGGAAGUGCUAUUUUUCUUUCCUGUAAAGAGCCAAUGAGAGAUAUGUUGAACAUUCAAGGUCUUCCAGCCUGGGCACCCUCUCUAGGCUCUGGAGCUAUCAAUGGUGCCUUUACCUCAUUGGUGCUUUAUCCAUUAAGUGUUAUGGUAGUAAAUAUGCAGGCAGAGGUGGGACCUGGGCUGCCUGGGGUAAAGGAAGUAGCAAUGAAAGUUUGGAAAAAAAGUGGGGGAAGAAUCACAAUGUUGUACCGUGGAACAUCUCUCAUUGUCCUAAGGUCUUGUAUUACUUGGGGUGUGACAAAUUCUAUUCAUGAUACACUUAGCAGAUAAUGCUUGGAAACACGCAGGGAUGAUAUUUAGCAUUAAUAAAAUUCCAAUAAUACAUUACUUUCUCCAUAGAAUUGAUUGCCCUAUUGUAUGUGUCCUGUCCUUUAUUGCUAUAUAUGAAUGUGAUCAUAUAACUGUAAUAUACAGUAUGAAGCUGUCAUGAAAAGUAAAGUGUUCUUUUUAUGCUAGCACAUAUGACAUAGAAGAUAGAAUAAACCCAUUUAGCAGGAAUAUGUUUGUGUACUUACAUAACAAAAAAUACAUAAAAAUGUUGCUCAUAACAGUGUAGUUCCAUGCACAUAUGUUAUCACUUUUUCACUUCUGCGCACACGUUGGAAGUUGGAACAUAUAGAUGUCUAUAUUCCACCCUUUGAUGGUAUAUCUGAACAGCCUGUUUGUGCAACAUUUGUAGGAUUACAGACUGUGAGCCUUUUUUGUUAGCAAACCAAAAAGUACACUAAUUAGCAAAACCAUGUUGCACUGCAGGUGGCGCAAAUGUAACAUGUGAAAAGAGAUUUAUCCGUUAUGAAUUGAAUAUGUCGAAUUCAUGGUCCUGGGUGGAGGGUUUCGGCUGUUGAGUAGUGUCGAAUCCAAAAACGGUCGAAAAAACGCCGUAAUUCGACCGGAAUUGCAUAUACCCCUUAGAUUUGAGUGGGGUGUGUUUAAACUGAAAUCUAAAUUGCAGUGUAAAAAUAAAGCAGCCAGUAUUCACUCUGCACAGAAACAAUAUAAGCCACCCAAAUCUAAAUCUCUCUGCACAUGUUACAUCCAGUGCCGUAACUAGACAUUUUAGCGCUGUGUGCAAGAAAAAGCAUUGGCGCAGGGGCAGUGCACGCUGUAGGCUCGCGUAAAAUAUAUAGGGGCGUGGCUUCAUGGGGAAGGGCGUGGCCACAAAAUGAAACUAAUUUAUAUUAUUACGCUAUACAGAAGUCACCAUUAUUCAAAUAAUGCCGCACAGUAGCACCACUUACACACAUUACACCAGGUAGAGCCUCUUUUACACAUUACGCCAGGUAGAGCCCGUCACACAUUACGCCAGGCAGUGUCCCCCCCCCCUUUUUUUUUUUUACACAUUACAGCAGGAGAGUCCCCUUUUUUACACAUUACAGCAGGAGAGUCCCCUUUUUUACACAUUAGGCAGGGUCCCCUUUUAUUUACACAUAACGGCAGGCAGUUCCCCUUUUUUUUUUACACAUAAAGGCAGGCAGUCCCCCUUUUUUUUUUACACAUAAUGGCAAGCAGUCCCCCUUUUUCUCUGUUACACAUAAUGGCAGGCAGUCCCCCUUUUUGUAUUUACACAUAAUGGCAGGCAGUCCCCCCCCUUUUUUUUUUUACACAUAAUGGCAGGCAGUCCCCCCCCUUUUUUUUUUUUUUACACAUAAUGGCAGGCAGUCCCCCUUUUUUUUCUUUACACAUAACAGCAGGCAGUCCCCCUUUUUUUUUUUACACACAUAACAGCAGGC